Messenger RNA from Dreissena polymorpha, 1505 nucleotides. RefSeq lists its product as uncharacterized. The transcript has 2 exons. NCBI's taxonomy places the organism in Eukaryota, Metazoa, Mollusca, Bivalvia, Myida, Dreissenidae. The coding region runs from base 418 to 927 and encodes 169 amino acids. The record is from RefSeq and is a predicted model, not a curated record.
AUGCCGUGGUAGGGUGGCAUAUAGCAGUUGAACUGUCUGUCCAUCAGUCUGUCUGUCCAUCUGUCUGAAAACUUUAACAUUGGCCAUAAAUUUUGCAAUAUUUAAGAUAGCAACUUAAUAUUUGGCAUGUGUACCCCAUGGAGUUGCACAUUUUGAGUGGUGAAAGGUCAAGGUAAUCCUUCAAGGUCAAAGGUAAAAAAACACAAGGGAAGUAACAAGCUUUACAGGGAAAUAAUUUAUAUUUAUCAUUUGGCAAGUACAAAUAAUUUUUACAAGGGCAGUAAUAGUUUUUAGAAGGGAUAUAUUAAUCAGAAACAAAAAUAUUUAAAUCAAAGCGGCGGGGGCAUUGUGUUUCUGACAAACACACCUCUUGUUAACUUUUAAGCUUUUAAUAAUCUGUGGCUUUAAAUAUGUGUCAUGUUUAUGUUAAAAUCCAGGGUGGAAAACAACGAAAAGGACAAGCUAUUCAACUGUUUGGUGCGUCUAUUUCAAGAAAAGCAAUGGGGCUUCACACAGGAACAGGCAGACACGACAGGGAAAAUGGUGGUUGGAAAGUUGGUUAAUUGUCUGUGGUACUUUGAUCCCUUCUGGGAUCGUCUAAAGACAAGGGGAAUAACGCCACCAGACGUCUUUCAGCCAUUCACUGGCUGCAGGAGACUCAAAGAGCAGAAGAAGAAAAUACCCCAGCUGAAUACAGUAGAACUACAGGAAAACAUAGAGAGUAUUUCAGAUAUUCUAAUGCUCCCAUGGAUUGAGAAUCCAUCUUCAGCAGGAUUGAAAAAGAUUAUGGACCUUUUAAUCACAGAUCUCAGUAAGUAUCACAAAUUCAUGACAGGCAUGCAGAAGUGUUCUAAUAACAACCACCAAUCACCUGAACCCAUAAGAAAUUUCAACGACAGUUGGACACUAGUAACUGUGACAAAGUAGAUUCUGUAAGGGAAGACUACUCUGCUUUAGACUUAGCUCUAAAAGCAUGUUGUGACUACAUCCCGAUGGACCUAUUACAGUUCGAACCAAAGUCCAAGGAGGACAGAAGGAAGUGGUUAAGUAAGAUAGAGCUUUCGUCCACAGUGAAUGUUUUCACUUACACACAUGGUAAUUACAUAGGAAACACAACAGUUGUUUGGAAGAUACCCGACCCUGAAUUGCCAAAAUCCAAAAAUGUGCCCAGCGAGAAUAUUAGAAUAGUUAAUCUAAUCAAAGAUGACAUUGUGAAAUACUCUACCAGAAGAAUGAGGAAGGACUUCUUUGACAGGUACCAAAAGGUAAAAAUCGCGCCAGUCGUUCUUAGAGACAUGUACAGGUACCUUACAAACUUUGAGAUUAGUGCAAACGAAACAGAAGAAAUUGAUGAACGGUUUGUGAAAUUUCUCUUUGAAGCAGAGGAUUGUGAACUGAUAUAUGACAUGAGAAAAGAUAAUGGAAGUACAUGUGAUCCAAAAUAUGAUCCAUUUUGGGAAGCCCUUCAGAAACUAAUCAUGGAUGAAAAUUCUGCAGUACAUGAA